Molecule: messenger RNA, 1845 nt
Organism: Zootoca vivipara (common lizard)
Lineage: Eukaryota; Metazoa; Chordata; Lepidosauria; Squamata; Lacertidae
Cellular component (GO): membrane
Source: RefSeq, a predicted model, not a curated record
ACACUGAACCUAGGAAGAAGAGUUUAAAAUCAAGAUAGAACAACCCUUUAUCUUUUCUAGGCAAUGCUAUGGAAGAUCUGUUACUGUAGGGAUGUUUCUGAGAGAUAUUGUGUUCUAAUAUAUCUGCUACAGCAUCCUACCAAAAUGAACUCUCAAGCAUUUUCUAUUUUUCCUGUCCCAUCAAUGGUUUAUAUAGGCCUACUUGUUCUUCAAGUUUUUGGUGAUGCCAUGCCAGCAAAUAAGGCUUUGGAUGAAUCUACUGAUUUUCCACGCAAAAGUCAAUACUCUGGAUCCAAAGUGGAUAGCCUCAUCAAUGGAACACUUGGUGAUUGUAUUCUCCUUGAUCUGGAGAACAGGAACCCAGCAAUCCACAUUCACAACGUGAUUUGGAAGAAAGGCAAUGCCUUGAUUGGGAUGAUGAUCAAUGGUCAGAACUGUACAAUCCAUAGCAAAAGAUGUUUUAUCUAUAACAAUGGCACCUUGAGCUUGUGUCCUACUCAGUUGGACGAUAUUGGGCAUUAUACAGUGGCAGCAUAUAGUGAGGAUGGACGCUUUCAAUACAGUAACAGAAAGGAACUGCUGCUUACACGAUCCAAACUGCAGGUUAGUCUCACCAAAGGAACACUUGGUGAUUGUAUGCUCCUUGAAAUGAAGACCACAAAACAAUCAAUCCACCUUCAUGAUGUGAUUUGGAAGAAGGGCAAUAUCACAAUAGGAAAGGUGGAUGGCCAGAAUAUUACAACUUGUAUAGACACCAAGAGAUGUCUUAUACUUAACAAUGGCAGCUUGAGCUUGUGCCCCACUCAAGUGCAGGAUAUCGGACAGUACACAGCAGAAGUGUUUACCAAGGAUGGUGUGUAUCAGUACAGUCACACAAUUCAACUGGAACUUAUACAACCUAAUCCACAGAAGACAAUAUGUUGGCCCCGUAUAUUCUUCUUCAUCUUAGCAGGAGCUCUUGUUGCAGCGUUUCUUGUUCUAUUGGGCUCAUGUAUAUAUCAUGUUGGAAAAUGGAAGAGGAAGCCAGUUCUCUGGAAAACAAGAAGACAACGCCAUGCAAGUUGGAGAAAGAAUGUGCCUGACUAUGCAGUAGUUUAUAGGAGAAAGCAAGACCAACCAACUGCAAGUCCAGAGUUACAAAAACCACAGGCUAUAGAAACCAGAGAAGAAGGUCAAUGGUUUUCAACUGGGAAUGAAAAAGAGACUGCAGUAGCAGCAAUAGCAGCAGCAGCAGCUCCCAACACAGGAAACCCCAUGCUUUUAAAUAUCUCUAGUUUUCAAGUGACCCAGCACACAUGCAUGAUGGGAAAAGAGACAAUGGAAUUCUGAAAUCAUCUGAGACCCAAUUCUAUUUAACAUGCUAUCUCGUUUGUCAGAAGAUGCUUUUCAUUUAGUAGCUAGGCAGAGGCUUUCAAAGUGUAAAAAAAUAAAUCUUAUUACUAAUUUUAAUCUCGCAAAUAUGAAACAAUAAAAGGCCAUUUUACCUCUUCGUGAGGUGAUGAGAAACUGCUCUUUCAGCAAAUUGUCAUUACAUAGAUAGCAAAUGGGGUGAGUUUUAUGUAUAGAUUCAAUAUUAUGUUGUAAUCUGUUAAGACCCAACUGUACUGUAUUGUCCUGAUUAAAAUAAGCAAUGUUUAAUAUGUAUUGUGUAUCAUCCAACUUCCCCUCUUGCAUUGUCCCUGAUCAUUAAUUAUCCUUGUCUAUGCCUAUUGGGGAUGCAUUAUUAAAACUGCUGUUGGUAUGAGUUGCUAGACUUGUCAUUCUUCAGGUUUCUUUUAAUCCAAGACUAUAGAAGCUGAAGCUAUGCUUUUGCAAGGGGACUGGACUGGAUAUAUCUUCUAUAUA